UAGUGAAGCGGCAGCCUCCUGCUGCUGUUGGUAAUGAUAUGCGCAACACACAUUGAUCCAAUUUUCUCCAGGGAUGGAUAUUAUUAUUAUAACAGAAAGACGGUGACUGGAGAAACAUUGUCCUUGCGUUCAACUUCCAACCGGCCGGCCACUUUCAUUGCCAGCAACGCGUGAUCAUAUGAUUCUUCACAGUAGGCUACACUUUUGAUGCAAGUAGGAAAUCUUUCGAAAUACCGCAGCCUCUUCCGCUACACACCAGUGAAACUGAAUGCAUGUGAGACGUGCAUGCCGUAAAAUGUAAACGGUGUCCAUUGAGAACGAUCACACGGUCUAACCCGCCUCCGUCUCGACCCAAACUGGCUUUGGGAAUCGAUCAGAGCGCGUGCGGUACACAACCCACAGCGGCGGCGGCGACAGUCACUACUCUGCACGCCUCAGACUGGCGGGCUGCUGCUCGGGGACUAUGGAGGGGAAAUCUAAGGAUGACACCGCUAAAGACCAAGAAGGAGCAUCGUCGUCCUCUCAUCGCAAAAUAUGGAAACAUUUUCCAAAACCUUUUCUGAGUCCAAAACUCCGACGCAGUGGGGAAAGCAAAAAAGAAUCCGGUUUGUGGAUGUUUAAACGGAAGAAGAAACAGGUUUUAGACCGAGUGUUUUCAUCUUCUCAGCCGAAUCUCAGUUGCUCUACCCCAGCGCGCUUCGAAGGUGAUAAGUCCCUCUGCGGUAAACUGGACCCUGGAAGUGCAUCGGGACUGUCUGUGUCACCACUUGUCACGGCAGAUGUGGAAUCUACAUCCAGGCUUCAGCUGCCCGGGCAUGGAAGUCCUAAGCUCGCCUUGUCACAUUUGGUGAUGUCCCACCAGAAGAGCUCGUCCUUGGGCUCUGCGUGCUUCGAGAAACUGGUGGUAGACUCCGGAGCCAGCAGUGAAGAUGAACUCGGAAAACAUGCGAGUGAUUCUGGGAUUAACAUUGUGGAGCCGAGUAAUGCAGAGCCCCCUCCGCCUCCACCACCUCCUCCUGCGCCUCCUGCUCCGCCGAAGCCCGCCAUGUACCAGCUGGACAUCACGCUCAAGAAGGGCAACAACCUGGCCAUCAGGGACAGAGGAGGAACAAGUGACCCCUAUGUGAAGUUCAAGUUAGGAGGGAAGGAGGUGUUUCGCAGCAAGACCAUCCACAAGAACCUGAACCCCGUGUGGGAGGAGAAGCUCACUCUGCUGGUGGACACCCUGAGAGAGCCGCUCUAUGUCAAGGUCUUCGAUUAUGACUUUGGCCUACAGGAUGACUUCAUGGGCUCUGCUUACUUCUAUCUGGAGUCCCUUGAGCUUCAGAGAUCCCUGGACGUGACCCUUGACCUUGAGGACCCCCACUACCCUGACCACGACCUGGGCACCCUGGACCUGUCCGUCACUGUGACCCCCAAGGAAGGGGACCUCCGAGACCCUACCAUGCUUUUGAGACGGAGCUGGAAAAGGUCCAGUAAGCAUCAGCAAAGCCUGCGUCUGUCCGACGUGCACCGGAAGGCUCAGCUGUGGAGAGGCAUCGUGAGCAUCAGCCUGAUCGAGGCCCGCGGCCUGCAGCCCAUGGACAGCAACGGCUACAGUGACCCCUACGUCAAGUUCAGGAUGGGCCACCAGAAGUACAAGAGCAAGACGAUACCCAAGACCCUGAACCCCCAGUGGAGGGAGCAGUUUGACUUCCACCUCUAUGAGGAGCACGGCGGCUUUAUCGACAUCACCGUCUGGGACAAAGACACGGGCAAGAGGGACGACUUCAUGGGCAGGUGCCAGAUUGACCUGUGCCAGCUGACACGGGAGCAUACCCACCGGCUGGACCUGCCGCUGGAGGAGGGCGAGGGCACGCUGGUGCUGCUGGUCACCCUCACCGCCUCCGCCGCCGUCUCCAUCUCAGACCUCUCCAUCAACAUCCUCGACGACCCCCACGAACGACACCAGAUCAUGCAGAGAUACAGUUUGCUCAAGUCCUUCCACAACAUCAAAGACGUGGGGGUUGUCCAGGUGAAGGUGAUUCGCGCUGAGGGACUCAUGGCCGCUGACGUCACAGGGAAGAGUGACCCUUUCUGUGUGGUGGAGCUCAGUAAUGACCGGCUGCAGACCCACACGGUCUACAAGAACCUCAACCCCGAGUGGAACAAGGUCUUCACCUUCAAUGUGAAAGACAUCCAUGCGGUGCUGGAGGUCACUGUUUACGAUGAGGACCGAGACCGCAGUGCCGACUUCCUGGGCAAAGUGGCCAUUCCGCUCCUCAACAUCCACAACGGCGAGAGGAAAGCCUACGCCUUGAAAAGCAAGGAGCUGACAGGGCCAACAAAGGGGGUCAUCUUUCUGGAAAUAGACGUGAUCUAUAACGCCAUAAAAGCCGGCAUGCGAACGCUGGUGCCCAUUGAGCAGAAGUACAUUGAAGAGGAGCCCCGCGUCUCUAAACAGCUCCUGCUGCAGAACUUCAACCGCGUGCGGCGCUGCAUCAUGGUCCUCAUCAACGCUGGCUGCUACAUCAACAGCUGCUUCGAGUGGGAGUCGCCGCAGAGGAGCAUCUUCGCCUUUGUGUUCUUUGUGCUUGUUGUGUGGAACUUUGAGCUCUACAUGAUUCCAUUGACGCUCCUACUGCCACUCGUCUGGAACUAUAUUCUCAUCUCCUCGGGGAAGGACACCAGGCAGGGCGAUGUGCAAAUGGUGGAGGACCUACUGGAGGAUGACGAUGAAGACUUUGACAAAGAUGACAAGGUCCCGGGUUCUGUGCGCCCCGAUAGCCAUAUCCUCGAGGAUAUGUUGGCCUCCUGGCACUUUGAGUGGAUUCGCGUGAUGGUGGACUCGGAGAGAAAGGGCUUCAUGAACAAGCUGUAUGCCAUCCAGGACGUGUGCAUCAGUGUGCAGAAUGCCCUGGAUGAAGUGGCCUCCUACGGAGAGAGGAUAAAGAACACUUUCAACUGGACCGUGCCUUUCCUGAGCUGGCUGGCCAUCGUGACUCUGUGUGUGGCCACUCUCGUCAUCUACUUCAUCCCCCUCAGAUACCUGGUGCUGGCAUGGGGGGUUAACAAGUUCACCAAGAAGCUGCGUGACCCCUACACCAUAGACAACAACGAGCUGCUGGACUACCUCUCCAGGGUCCCCUCAGACGUCCAAGUGGUGCAGUAUCGAGAGCUGAAACUGGAACCCGGCCCUAGCCCAAAUAAAAGAAAGAAAAAUAACCCAGGAUAGCUGCUUCCCGCCACCCCGUCACCCCGGACUUCUGCGUUUAUAACCCUCCUCCUGUGGAGUCAUUCCCAGCAACAUGUUGCCAAGGAGGAGAAGAAGAAGAAUCGAACUGAGCUGGGCUGGAGGAGAGAAGAACACUUUCUUUCCUUUCCCAUCCCGCCAACACCCCUCAACAACCACCAUCAUUGUUUGGCCCUCCAUUUUUACAAAUGGACGUCCAAUUGCAAAACAAGGGCCAUUUUGGUGUCAUCUUUCAUGUUAUGGAAAAGGCGGCAUUGUGACAGUGACACCAUGUCCGUAAUGCCACACAGUGACAUGGUGUUUUAUCAGCUCCGAUUUCUAUGGGGUGAGAUGCUGUUAUCUGUUUCAACCAGAGGCAUCACUAUACAUACCGUAGGUCAUCAUGAAACCUAACAACAUUGACCACGUUUUUUGGAUACCUUGUUGUUGAUGUACUUUAUUUGCCAUGUUUCAACUUCUAAACAACGAUAAUUGAAUUGUUUCUUUUUUUAACACGGUGGAUUCUUCAAUUUUAGAAUUCAUUUUAAUAGUUUACAAAAUGAAGAGAAGAAGGGGGAAACGCGUCGGCCUGAGCAUCUGGUUUUUACAUUGACUUUGAUGGACCUAACUGUACUGUACUGUCUUUUUAUUUUGUGGUAGUGGAGAAUGCCAGCCUUGGUUUGGAGCCUGCAUGUAAACAAUAGCCUUAGAGAUACUCUUUCUCUCUGCCAGCCGUGACAUUUAGUACCACACAAGCGCUCCCAAUAGAGUGCCAGCUCUGUCUCUCUCUCUCUUUUCUUCGCUCCCGGGUUAAAAGAGACCAAAUGGCCAGUGUGAAGCCUGCCCAGAGAGAGAGAGAGUGACACAGAGAGAGAGAGAGAGAGAGAGAGAGAGAGACAGAGUGUCAUAGAGGAGAGAGGGAGAUUGUUACAACAGCAGCCCCUUGUGAUAAUAUGGACCCCAUCGGGCUGUAUUUCAGAGCCUUCAUCAGGCAUCAAACGAACCCCCACCAC
Molecule: messenger RNA, 4224 nt
Organism: Engraulis encrasicolus (European anchovy)
Lineage: Eukaryota; Metazoa; Chordata; Actinopteri; Clupeiformes; Engraulidae
Product: multiple C2 and transmembrane domain-containing protein 1-like
Exons: 22
Coding region: 464-3214 (916 amino acids)
Biological process (GO): regulation of neurotransmitter secretion
Cellular component (GO): synaptic vesicle membrane
Molecular function (GO): calcium ion binding
Source: RefSeq, a predicted model, not a curated record